AUGGAGUUGAGUUUGUAAUCGCGAUUGUAAUGUUGCUUGUGCUUUGUAUUCCGUUUUAUGUGUUUUACACAUUUAUAUCUCUAUAAAUGAGAAACAAUCCAUGUACCUAAUAAUGGGUGCCAUAUAUACAUUAAGGGUAAUAAUUUAAUCGUCGAAUCUACAAAUGGCUGCAGAGUCGUAUCUAAAAGCUACCAAGUAUUCAAAGUAUACAUCGUAUAGAAAUAUAUUGUACCAUAGGUUUUUUGUUGGUUUGCUAUUGUUUAUAGUGGUGUCUCUAGUGCUAACUAUAAUAUUUAACGUGUACGGUGGAAGUGCGCCCAGAACGGAACACCAUAAAAGUGUAAACUUGGAUUUGUUUCGUCUGCCAGCGAGGACUGUGCCGAAAAACUCCGCGUUUUCGAGUCCCCGCGCUACGAACUGUACUUACUGGAACUGCUUCAACGUGUACAAGUGUGGUCGAGGUGGCCACGACAAGAUCACCAUUUACAUCUAUCCUCUCGAAGAUUUUAAAAAUGAAAAUGGGGAUUCGAUUUAUGAAUUCACGAGGGAGUUCCAUGAGAUUUUGUCCACGAUCAAGAGUAGUAAAUAUUACACACCAAACCCUAAAGAGGCUUGCUUGUUAGUGCCGAGUAUAGAUACUCUUAAUCAGAACAAGUUUUCCAGUGAGCAUGUAUCUCAGGCUCUGCAGUCACUUGAACACUGGGAUGAUGGUGAGAAUCAUCUCAUAUUUAACAUGGUCCCGGGGAGCGCACCAAACUACAAUACAGUGGUGGAUCUCAACACAAGCAAAGCCAUUAUAGCAGGAGCAGGAUUUGACACUUGGACGUUUAGAUUUGGUUUUGAUAUAUCAAUACCUCUGUACAGUCAUAUCGCACAAAAUAUUGAUAGUACACAGCCUAAACAAAAGAAUUACUUAAUAGUGUCCACGCAGCUUAACAUACCAGAAGACUACUUGUCCGAAUUACAGAAUAUUGCCUCAUCGUCAAAUGAUUUACUAUUAUUAAAUAGCUGUCCAGGUUCCAAUGAUUAUACAAAGAGAUGCGAGUAUACUACUGGGAAGGUUUUUGAAUACCCAGAUAUAUUAAAAGAGGGUAUGUUCUGCUUAGUCAUACGGAGUGCAAGACUAGCUCAGUCCGUGUUGAUGGAUAUUAUUGCAUCGCAAUGUAUACCAGUUGUGAUAGCUGAUACGAUAGUCAUGCCUUUCAAUUCUCACGUGGACUGGAACCGAAUUGCCAUGUUUGUACCUGAGCAAAAUAUAAGAAGUUUACAGAAAAUAGUGCAUUCCGUAAGCAAAGAACGCAGAGGGGAAUUGUACUGGCAGUUAAGAUGGGUGUAUGACAAAUACUUUUCAAGUGUAGAGAAGAUGACAUUGACGACUCUUGAAAUUAUAAAUGAAAAAGUUUUCCCGUUAGCAGCUAGAAUGUACGAAGAUUGGAACAUGCCUGAACAUUUGUACGGUCCAGUAAACCCGCUGUUCCUGCCAGUGACAGCGCCGAAAGCACCAGGCUUCACGGCCGUCAUACUGACGUAUGACCGCGUUGACAGCCUGUUCACGCUUGUCCGGAACUUGGUGAAGACGCCCAGCCUAGCCAAGAUACUGGUGAUAUGGAACAACCAGAACAAGAAACCUCCUCCAUCAAACGAGUGGCCAGUGAUCAACAAGCCGCUGAAAGUGAUUCUGACGAAGGAGAACAAACUGUCGAACCGUUUCUACCCUUAUGACGAGAUCGAGACUGAAUGUCAGCUGACUAUUGAUGAUGAUAUCAUCAUGCUGACGCCAGAUGAGUUGGAGUUUGGGUUCGACGUGUGGCGGGAGUUCCCCGACCGCAUCGUGGGGUUCCCGGCGCGGCUGCACGUGUGGGACAACACCACGGCGCAGUGGCGCUACCACAGCGAGUGGACUAACGAGUACUCCAUGGUGCUGACCGGCGCGGCGUUCCACCACAAGAUCUGGUCGUGGUACUACACGCGGCGCAUGUCGCGCGACAUCCGCGACUGGGUCGACGACAACUUCAACUGUGAGGACAUCGCCAUGAACUUCCUAGUCUCUAAUGUGACGAGGAAGGCGCCUAUCAAGGUGACACCUCGCAAGAAGUUCAAGUGUCCGGAGUGCACCAACACGGAAAUGCUGUCAGCUGACGCCCGCCACAUGGCGUCGCGGUCAGCCUGCGUGGAGAGACUGGCCAAGGAGUACGGUCACAUGCCUCUCCGGCCCAUAGCGUUCCGGGCAGACCCGCUCCAGUAUAGGGAGCCAGCGGGCGGAGUGCCCCAAGCUUACCCGGACAUUGGGAAACUGUGAAAUGUAGUGUUGUGUAGUGAAUUAUUUGGAAUAUAUGUCAUGCAGAAAGUGUAUAAAGUGAAUUGAAAUAGUGAUAUUAUGAAAUGCGACCUGUCAG
Molecule: messenger RNA, 2396 nt
Organism: Aricia agestis (brown argus)
Lineage: Eukaryota; Metazoa; Arthropoda; Insecta; Lepidoptera; Lycaenidae
Gene: sotv
Product: exostosin-2
Exons: 7
Coding region: 164-2299 (711 amino acids)
Cellular component (GO): membrane
Molecular function (GO): glycosyltransferase activity
Source: RefSeq, a predicted model, not a curated record